This is a messenger RNA of Seminavis robusta, 1395 nucleotides long. NCBI's taxonomy places the organism in Eukaryota, Bacillariophyta, Bacillariophyceae, Naviculales, Naviculaceae. The record is from the annotation of a GenBank genome assembly.
UUCAUUCAUAGUACAGCAUCAUCGGCGAAGAAAGAUCAGAGCUGUGGAAUCUACCAUAAGCUAUCUGCGAAGCAAGCUAGCUAGCCAGCCAAGGACAUGAACUUCGAGAAUCCGCAACAGGAACGACGUUUCGAGCGCCAAGACCAAGGCGAAGAAGAAAGAGUCCACGAGCACAACAGAGAAGAACUUGAAGAAGAUGGUCGCGAGAUACAAGCCGCAGCUGAUGCUCCUGCCUUUGUUGGCAUUCCAAGCAUCAUGAAUCCUUCCUUGUUGGCAGAUGGAGAUGGAUCGUGGGCCAUGAUUAUUUCUGAUGAAGAGUUUCAAUGGGCCCGAGCCAUCAAGGCCAGCAUCGAGAGCAGCACUGAGAUUGACAACCUGUCCGAUUUUGAGUAUACUGAGCUUGCUAUCAUAGAACAAGACAACUUGGAGGCGGCCAUGGACAGAGCGAUAACUUUGCAGGGUUUCCGGGAAGAAUUUAAUGUUCGAAAUACCCUUGAAGAUGCAGUUGCCGUUCUGCAUCAGUAUGUCUCCAUGAUGCCCAAGUUUUUCCUGUCGUUCUCCUACAACCACACAUCUGGUGGUUAUGUAUUGGUCUCUGAUUUGGCUGAAUAUGAUCAACAGCUUAUCAGGACAGAUCCAGGGUGGCAAAGGCAUGUCAGAGGCAUUUACUACAUGCUCCAGUCAAUGAACCCUGAUUUUCACAGUAUUCGAGAAGGUAUCACGCUUGUGACUGAAUGUGAUGGAUUCAGCUUCUCCAACAUGGAUGUCAAUGUAGCCAAGAGUCUAUGCACAGACAUAUUCUCCAUCUAUCCCUUUGCCGCCCGUCAGCUGGAAUACUUCCAUUGCAGUCUCUUCCUGAACAUAACUGUUUCGUUUGUGCGCCCAUUGUUUCCCAAGUCCAUCCGUUCCAAGUUUCAGACAGGUUGCACCUUUCCAGGUGGCCGUUUGGACACUUUCUACAUCAUUCCUGAUCUGGAAACUAACACAAAGCGGACCAUCCAUCGAAUGCAGGAGAGUGCCAGGAGACGGUAUGCAAUGACUGCACUAUUUAAGCUUUAAACUUCAUUUCCUGAGUGGAGGAAACUAUGCAGACAUGUUGUCAUGUAUACAGCUUAUACCACCAAAGAUGCAAGAAGGUUGAGUAGCACCAUUCACUUUCUUAAGUCCAAUCAAGGGAGCAUCUCUCAAUUCAAAGGAAAGUCCCAUGGCAUGCUCGAGACACUAAUGACAUAUAUACUGCCUCGCAACAAAGCUUCUUGGCUAUACGACUUCUUGGGGGAUGGGGACGCGGCAUCCCGAUUUUGGUCUAGAACGGCGACUUGCAAGCCAAGCAAGCGCUUCUGUCUAGCCAACAAUUUCAGUUCGCACCGUACCGCAAGCUGCCCUCAUGCCUGG